AGUGCCGUCUCAGUCUGCCUGCCUCCAGGAAGUGGUCAGUCUUCGAAGUGCUUUUCGGUUUGGACUGUUUUUGUUCCUAAACAAAGUGCGAGUCAUUUCCCGUGGGCUGGUAAAGUAACUUAGGUUGAAGCGAUUUAUCGUUUUGUUGCCAUUCACGUCACUUAUAUUUGAUUAAAAUAUUUAGGAAUCUAUAGGAGAUGGGACCCGGAUAACGAGAAUAUUCUAGAAACACCAAGAUUGCGGGAAGGGGUGAGCAGAGGCCCGCGGCGGUCAAGGAGCUUAGGAAGGGCUGAAGAAGUACGGACUCGCCGGCCAUUGUGCACAAAGACGGGGAGACGAUACUCCAAAUUAUACAUGUUUUGACCUCUGAUUCUGUUCCGGGAGAUUUCUGACCUGUAUCAUCGCCAAGAUAGCUGGACCGGGUAGAAAGCGGCACACCCCAGAACCAGACCCCAGCAGCAGUGACGCCGGGGACGGGCGGCCUGUGAGCGCCAAGCGCCUGAAGAUGGCCAGCAGCAGUGAGUCAGGGCGGCGGAAUGGGGGUCAGCGCAGCGCAGAUGACAGCACCAGCAAGAAGAAGCAGAAAGACAGGGCCAACCAGGAGAGCAGGGAGGCCAAGCGAGCAGCAGCAGGGGCCAAUGCAGAGCACAAGAAAGAUGUGUUUGUGGACUGGAAGCAGAAUGCUAAUGAGGUGAUCGCGAGGCUGCGCUGUGGAGACGGGGUGCAGAGGGUGGAGGACGUCACCAUUACCUUCACCGACACAGACUGUCAGGCCCGCUUCCCAGAUGGGCGCCAGUGGGACUGUCAUCUGCAUGAGGAGAUUGAGGGCUCCUGCAGCAAAGUACAGUACAAAGAGAAGAGUGGCUUCCUCCUGCUGGUUAUGCACAAGAAGAUCCCCUUCCACUCCUGGCCUUCCCUUAUGCAAAAUAAGAAGGAGAAGCAGCCUGUGAAAGUGGAGGCCAAGAACGGUAAAGACCAGAAGCAGCCGCCUCUGGUAAAGCCUGAGAAGUCUGUCCCAGAGACAACAGACAUGGCUGAACUGUCCACCCAGACGUCUGCUCCACCGGCACAGUGUGAACAAAGGCGUGGCAAAGCAGAGCGAGGUGUCAAACGCAUCAUGAACUACAAACCAGCCGACAGGCUAGAGUCUGUGGUGAAGGCUGGAGGAGGGGGGCAGACCAAGCCGGUCAGUGUCAGUAAAGGGGACCUGCCUCAGGAGCCCAGUGCCAAGCGCCCCGUCCAUCCCCCCAAGGUCUCCAAGGACCCCACCUCCGAGAUGCCCAGGGAUACACACUCCAAGUCCACAGCCAAUGGGAAACCACACAGCCACACUGGCCGGGACCUCCAGACGUCUACAGCUGGUGACAAUCGAGCUGAGCUGCUAGGCAAUGGCCAUGAGGGUACAACACCUGAGGUAGCCGUCAGCCACACGCAGCAGGAGUUGAAAGUUCAGACUGAGGACAAGAAGGCCCCAGAGUCUGAUUUCAAGGCUGGUGCAGAAGAGGUAAUCAUACCGGCAGCCACUGUGUCCAGUGCUCAGAUCAGCCCCAAGGCUGGAGCCUCCACCAACAGAACAGAGAGGCCAGGGGAGGCCCAGAGGCCAGGGGAGGCCCAGAGGCCAGGGGAGGCCCAGAGGCCAGGAGGCCCAGAGGCCAGGGGAGGGAGGCCAGGGGAGGCCCAGAGGCCAGGGGAGGCCGAGAGGCCAGGGGAGGCCGAGAGGCCAGGGGAGGCCGAGAGGCCAGGGGAGGCCGAGAGGCCUGAUUCUGAGACGCUAGUGAGACAGCCUCCGAAUGAGGCUGACCAGGCCACUGAGUCUCUAACACCAACCAAUCGUUCAGGAUCAGGGAAUCCUGUGACUGCAACAGACAACGAGCAGGCUGAGUCCUCCAGCAGCAGCACUCAGGAGGAGAAGAGGGACCGGUCUAAGGAGGAACCUCUGGAGAUGAAGCAGGAGGAAGUUCCAGAGCCAAUGGUGAACCUGAAGUUGUUGAAGAACGACUCGUACGAGAAAGGGACAGACCUGAUGGUGGUCAACGUGUACAUGAAGGGCAUCUUCAGAGAGACAGCCAGGGUGAUCUUCAGAGAACAGGACUUCACACUCAUCUUCCAGACCAGCGAUGUAAAUUUCCUGCGUCUUCAUGCGGACUGCGGAGCGAACACCGUCUUUAAGUGGCAAGUCAAACUCCGGAACCUCAUCCAGCCUGAGCAGUCCACGUAUGCCUUCACCCCGUCCCGUUUAGACAUCACCCUGAAGAAGAGGCACAGCCAGCGCUGGGGGGGCCUGGAGGCCCCUGCUACACAAGUGGGUGGCGCCAAGGUUGCUGUGCCCUCCGCACUGUCCUCUCAGGCCAGUCAGCCGGGCAGCAGCAAGCACUCCCUCUCUGCCAAGGAGGAGCCACCCUGGGUGGGGGAGGGGAAACCCAAGUCCCCUCGGACAGUGGACGGAUGCCUGGACAGUGUGUCAUCCCGCACCGUCUCAGACCAUGUCCCCAUCAAACAGGAGCCUCCUGUCACGCCCAAGCCCACCUGUAUGGUCCAGCCCAUGACCCACGCACCUCCUGCCGGCAGCCAGCACAGCCAGCGCAGCGUUGAGGAGGAAGAGGAGGAGGAGGAGAAGGUGUGUCUGCCAGGCUUCACAGGCCUGGUCAACCUGGGCAACACAUGCUUUAUGAACAGUGUCAUCCAGUCUCUUUCCAACACCCGGGAACUCAGGGACUACUUUCAUGACCGGGCGUUUGAGAAUGAGAUCAACUGUAAUAACCCGUUGGGGACAGGUGGUCGGCUGGCCAUCGGGUUCGCUGUGCUGCUCCGGGCUUUGUGGAAGGGUACCCACCAUGCUUUUCAGCCCUCUAAGUUAAAGGCGAUCGUGGCCAGUAAGGCCAGUCAGUUUACAGGCUAUGCCCAGCACGAUGCCCAGGAGUUCAUGGCCUUCCUCCUGGAUGGGCUCCACGAGGACCUGAACCGCAUCCAGAACAAGCCCUACACAGAGACCGUGGAUUCAGACGGACGGCUGGACGAGGUGGUGGCAGAUGAGGCAUGGCAGAGGCACAAGAUGAGAAACGACUCGUUCAUCGUAGACCUCUUCCAGGGCCAGUACAAAUCCAAGCUCGUCUGCCCAGUGUGCUCCAAGGUUUCCAUAACCUUCGACCCCUUCCUCUACCUUCCCGUGCCCUUGCCCCAGAAGCAGAAGGUCCUCACAGUGUUCUACUUUGCUAAAGAGCCUCACAAGAAACCCAUGAAGUUCCUGGUGAGUGUGAGUAAAGAGAACUCGAGCACAGCCGAGGUCCUGGAGUCCAUCUCUCGGAGUGUGAGGAUCAAGGCAGAGAACCUGAGAUUGGCUGAGGUAGUGAAGAGUCGUUUCCAUCGGAUCUUCCUCCCAUCCAACUCCCUGGACACGGUCUCCUCCUCAGACAUGCUCUUCUGCUUCGAAGUGCUGUCUAAGGAGCUGGCCAAGGAGAGGGUGGUGGUGCUCAGAGUCCAGCAGAGGCCUCAGGUCCCCAGUAUUCCCAUCUCAAAAUGUGCUGCCUGCCUGAAGCCUCCUCUCUCGGAUGAAGAGAAACUGAAGCGAUGCACCCGCUGCUACCGCGUGGGUUACUGCAACCAGGUUUGCCAGAAAAAACAUUGGUCCAGCCACAAGGUUCUGUGUGGGCCGAACAUAGAGAACGUGGGGCUUCCCUUCCUGGUCAGCGUCCCUGAGUCCAGACUCACCUAUGCCCGGCUGUCCCAGCUGCUGGAAGGAUACUCUAGGUAUUCAGUGAACGUGUUCCAGCCUCCCUUCCAGUCUGGCAGGACGUCUCCAGAGGUCACCCAGUGCCUGGCUGACCUUCCCCCUCCAGCAGAGACCCCUGAAAGUGUGGGGCCAGGGAAUACGGCCAGGGGCGGUGGGGCAGGGGACUCGGAGCAGGAGGGCUCCUCUCUGGUUCCUGAGGCUCCACUAGAGACAGCCCAGGCCUCAGCACAUCCAGCCGGAGACCCAGACGCCCUCUCCACCCACACCACAGACUCAGGUUUCAUUGAGGCCUCCUCUGACUCCCAGGGAGAGAAGGAGACCUCCUGUGAGAAGGCUGUCAGACCAGAAGCUGCUGUGACCGGCUACCAGCAACCAUCAGAGUCUGCGUCCAGCCACACCUCUCAGUUCUACAUCACCGUCCUCCACUCCAACAGCAAGGAGCAGACACUGGAGGAAAAGGAAGAGGCCGUUCUGGACCUCCCUGAGGACUCCAGCCUGGAGCUGGUGUGGAAGAACAACGAGCGUCUCAAGGAGUACGUCCUGGUUCGAUCCAAGGAGCUGGAAUUUGAAGAGGACCCCGGGUCGGUCAACGAGACAGCCAGGGCUGGACACUUCACCCUGGAGCAGUGCCUCAACCUCUUCACUAGGCCUGAGGUGCUGGCACCAGAGGAGGCAUGGUACUGUCCAAAGUGCCAGCAGCACAGAGAGGCCUCCAAGCAGCUGCUGCUAUGGCGUCUGCCCAACGUCCUCAUCAUCCAGCUCAAACGCUUCUCCUUCCGCAGCUUCAUCUGGAGGGACAAGAUCAACGACAUGGUCGACUUCCCCGUCAGGAACCUGGACCUCAGUAAGUUCUGUAUUGGUCAGAAGGACGACAUGCAGCAGCCUCCCAUCUAUGACCUCUAUGCAGUCAUCAAUCACUACGGGGGCAUGAUCGGAGGUCACUACACUGCCUACGCACGCCUGCCCAGCGCCCAGAACAGCCAGCGCAGUGAUGUUGGCUGGCGUCUUUUUGAUGACAGUACGGUGACGAUGGUGGAGGAGAGCCAGGUGGUGACACGCUAUGCCUACGUGCUGUUCUACCGCCGCCGCAACUCCCCUGUGGAACGACCACCUCGCUUACUGGGGGCCGAGUCCUCCACCUCUGCAGGAGCCAGCGCCAGCCAGGCCUCUGGCCAGGCACUCUUUGGGACUGACCUGGACCCUGAAGGACCCCCUCCGCUGACCCCAGAGGUGACCUCUGAGCUGUUUGGACACUCUGGCGAAUGUGCUGCUCUGUCCUACAGUAACAUGGAGGAGGUGGACUAAGGUGUGACUGAAGCUCCACCGAUCUGGCAUAAGGCUCCAGCCUCUGGGUCAAUGCCAGCAGCAACAUUGGGAAAUACACUCCUCAGUAAACCACACUAAUAAACUGGACAUCUUCAAAGCAUCCCCUCAGUGGUGCAAUGCUAAACAUGUCAGAAGUGGAUUUGUGGGGAAGGAAGGACCAGUACAUGUCACCACAGAUGUGGUGGACAUACCAGCUCAUGCUGUUUAUGUAGUAAUAUUCAUGCAACACAUUUAUGCACACGUAUGCGCGUGCACACACACACACACACAGCGUGUUUGCACAUACAACAAAAGCCUCCACACACUCCUGUUUCCCCAGAGCCUCCGGGUUGCAGCCUGUUGUGAUGGUGCUGCUGAUGGAAGAGCCCACGCCGCUUAUGACCCCUUUUUAUCCCACGAUAAAUGGGUGUCUGGUUCAGAGGUCACAAAGGAUGUGGCUAACAUCAAACAAACCCCCCUCCCGCCCCAGCCUGUUUGGGAUUGAGGGAAAAUCGUGAUGUGAGAGGAUUGGACGUGUGUGUCUGGGUGUGUAAGCAUUUGAGUGUGGUUUUUUUCCCCCGCUUCUCAUCAAGGUUUAGUCUGGUCUGUGUUGUGAUUCUGUAAGCUGGGUACCGAUGUAGUGUAAUGGGUGCAGAAGUUGUUUAUUUUAUGUUCAUACAGAGGACAAAAAGUAACUCUCUUUCUGUUGACUAUUUUCCUACCACAUCUGGAUUUAAUUGCUUUGCUUCAGAUUUUAAAACAUUUAAAAAAAAAAAAAAAAUUUUUACUUUGUAAUUUAUCCAAUCCUGUGGAUGUAAUUUUUGGGAAGAAACUAACUCGAUACACACUGAAAUGUGCAUGUAAGAUACACAGUAGCCGUACAAUAGAAUGCUGUUACCACUUCUGCUACAUAUGUCCAUUUCUUUUUGAGUACUCUUGUACACCCCUCCCUUCAUUUGUAUUAGACUGCAUAUAUAAAGUUGGGGGUUAAUGAGAAUGUGUAUAAGAUUAUACAUUGUUAAUAUAAAUUAAACACUUUUUGAGAAGCGCUAACGGGUUAUUGGAAUACACACUCUGAUUCAGUAGGAACUUGAAUAAAGUUGCCUGGAAACUUU
Messenger RNA from Oncorhynchus gorbuscha (pink salmon), 6150 nucleotides. Its product is annotated as ubiquitin carboxyl-terminal hydrolase 19-like. NCBI's taxonomy places the organism in Eukaryota, Metazoa, Chordata, Actinopteri, Salmoniformes, Salmonidae. The record is from RefSeq and is a predicted model, not a curated record. Gene Ontology annotation, molecular function: cysteine-type deubiquitinase activity. Gene Ontology annotation, biological process: protein deubiquitination.